GGUGCGGUUGGUUGGUGGCGCUGUUUGUCUGAUUGAGCGAUGCCAAGUCAUUAGUUGAUAUUUUGACGGUCGAGUGACAGGGUGCGUUUCGGAACGGCAACAGUUUUUUUCUGCUCCAUGCGUUUCAAAUCGUCGGUGCUUAUUUGCUAAAUUAUUUAAUUCCUUUUGUGAAGAAAUGAUUUUUUUUUUCAACUUAAAAGUUACGUAUAAAGUUACUGAGAGGAUCUCUUGUGAGUGAUUGAUAAUUGAAGUGAAUAAAGUGUGAUUUUGACUAACACACCAUAUUAAUAUAGACUGAAGUUAUUCACACAUUGGUUUAAAACUAAACUGGUACUUGGUGGCAAAAAAAAUAUAUGUAUACAAAAAAAGAAACUUCUGCAAACUAAAUUCCAUACAGUGUUUCUGAACACUUUAAAUACAGCAUCAGGAUACAUAAAUUUUCAGCAUCAAAUGCACAUUAAAUGAGUUCGUGGAACGCGUAAAAAAUUUGUUAACUGCAAUAUUAGAGUGAAGCGAGAUUGCGCGUUGGAUUCUGGAGACACUUGCCCCGAGACAAAACGCCAAGCAGUGACCGCACCCAAGCAACAGCGAGCAGCAACUCCAAGGCCUGCAAAUUAACCGAUAAACCAACGACUUUCCAGUCGCACAUUAGACGCUCCAACACCGCGCCAUACGCAGCGCGUCGCACUUUUUCAUAGCUCAACUGUGGAUGCGUGCGUGUAAAUAAAUCUCAGCGGCGACGCCAUUCCGUAAUAAACGUUAAGAAGUUUACAAAACACAAAGAAAACGAAAUUGGGAAAUAAAAUACCGAAAUAGUGAAAAAAGAAGAAGAAUAUUGUUCAGCUCUAAUUUUAUUGCGCGAGUGAUUAAAGCGUGCGAUAAGCGGCCAUUAAAAGUGUAACCAUUGGCCCGAAAUAGAAGUAGCCGGCGAGCGCUGUUGCUGCUUGUGUUGGUGGUGAGCGCGUGAGUGAUUAUACAAACGCUGGACACGCUGCUGUCAAUCAGCUGCAGCGACGCAUUGACGCAAGCCGCCGUGCGAAGACGAGGACGUGGUGGUUGUGCUGGCGCCGCAGCUGCUGGUGCUGGUGGUGUGGGCGGCAGUGGAGGCCGAAACAUUAGUCGCUGGACUGAGAUACCGCUGGGCAUAAAUACGCGAAAUAUGCCACAUACAGGACAAGCUGGCGUUAAUCAACUGGGCGGCGUUUUCGUCAAUGGCCGACCACUGCCCGAUUGUGUGCGCCGUCGCAUUGUCGAGUUGGCCCUGUGUGGCGUACGACCGUGCGACAUAUCACGGCAAUUGCUGGUCUCACAUGGUUGCGUUUCGAAAAUUUUGACGCGGUUCUAUGAAACUGGUUCCAUACGACCGGGCUCGAUUGGUGGCAGCAAAACCAAGCAAGUUGCCACGCCCACCGUGGUCAAGAAAAUCAUCCGCCUGAAGGAGGAGAAUAGCGGCAUGUUUGCUUGGGAAAUCCGCGAGCAAUUACAGCAGCAACGCAUUUGUGAUCCCUCCUCGGUGCCCUCGAUCAGCUCCAUCAAUAGAAUAUUGCGAAAUAGCGGUCUCUGGACCGAUGAGAUGACAUCAAGCCAGCAAAAUGCCGCUGCUGCUGCGGCGGCCACACAGCAAAUGUCGUCUGUUGCCUAUUCAACGCAAGCUCAUCUCUAUGCGAAUAGCGCGGCCGCCGCCGCUGCCGCUGCUGCUGGCAGUAGUAAUGCUCCCGGCUGCUCACCCACAGCCGACGGUGCUAGAGUACCCACGGCCACAUUGGUACAUCGCUCAGCUCUACCGCCUUUGGGCUCAGCCCACCAUGCGCAUGCCUCUUCCCACCUCGCUGCUAUGACCACUCAUCCGCAUGUCGGCCACACACCACAUCCGCUCAGUUUGUCCGCACAGUUCCGCUAUAGCUCGGCCGCAGCUGCUGCUGCCGCCGCUGCAGCGGUGGCCGCCAAUGAGCAUGCCAGCCGAAAUGUCAACGCAACGCAGGAGGCACGCUUAAUGGCAAACACCAGCGUUACUGGCACGAUUGGCGAUAUGCCUAUCAAACCAGCGCCCAAGCAUCCAGGCGCCGCGCAUAUGGCUGCAAUAAGCGCCGCUGGCAGUAGCAGUUCGACACUAGCACAACUCUCAGCUACAGUUACUUCGGCCGUAUCGGGUCAACUCAGCGCACAGGAUCUCACCUACACAGCAUUACACAAACACUGGCUGUGGCAUCCCUCGCUACUAUACUACUCCACGCAACACGCGCAGGCCGCCAGUCAAUUUUUACCCUACGCGCAAGCUCAAUGUCCAGCCUAUUUCCAUGCCGGCGGUAGUGGUAGCAGCAGCAGCGGUAUUGGCAGCGCUCUUAGCAUUGAGGGCACCAUCGAUUUGGUGGCACACAGCGCCAGCGAUGCGGUUAGUGACUGUGAUUCGGGUAAAUCCUCGCCAGCGACCUCGUUAAACGCGGCACCCACUGCUAGCUCGCUAAGCGGCAGAGAGUCAGCGCAGGGCAGCGUCACCAAUUGCCGCAAGCGCAAUCCCUACUCCAUUGAGGAAUUGUUGAAGAAGCCGGAGAAGCGCAUGCGCUUGCAAGGUGCCAGUCCGCGCAAGGAGGACGAAUCAAGUGGCAGCAGCGUCAGUUCGAGCGCUAGCAGCCGCAGCAGUUGUUGUGAUGACAGCUCAGAUGAGACGCGCAGUCAACAGAACGAAGCACUGGCCGCUGACGACUGCAAUGAUAAUGUAGAGGUUGUGAACUAACUUGACUAAAUGAGAUAAAGAGAGAGGGAGAGAGAGAGGGAGGAGGGGAAUAAGUGAGGCGUUAGAGUGUAAUUUAAAGUAUUUAUUGAAAUAUUAAAUGUAAUUAAAUCAAAGACAAACUGUAAUAUAAUUAAAUUAAAUGUGUAAAUGAACUCAAUUGUGUAUCGUAAAGAUGGUAUUGAAAUGAAAGAGCGCUAUAUAGUUAAAUUAGCUGUGUAGUUAAACGCUUAUUUGUGCUUAACAUUGUGAAUGGAU
Molecule: messenger RNA, 2989 nt
Organism: Bactrocera tryoni
Lineage: Eukaryota; Metazoa; Arthropoda; Insecta; Diptera; Tephritidae
Gene: Poxn
Product: paired box pox-neuro protein
Exons: 5
Coding region: 1160-2734 (524 amino acids)
Biological process (GO): regulation of transcription by RNA polymerase II; anatomical structure development
Molecular function (GO): RNA polymerase II cis-regulatory region sequence-specific DNA binding; DNA-binding transcription factor activity, RNA polymerase II-specific
Source: RefSeq, a predicted model, not a curated record